Molecule: messenger RNA, 1789 nt
Organism: Cryphonectria parasitica EP155
Lineage: Eukaryota; Fungi; Ascomycota; Sordariomycetes; Diaporthales; Cryphonectriaceae
Exons: 4
Coding region: 1-1398 (465 amino acids)
Source: RefSeq, a predicted model, not a curated record
AUGUCUGGCAGGAGAGACAGCCUGACGCCUCCCGAGAGGAGCGGGACCAAAGAUCCCGGAGCCCAUGAGCUGGAUUCAUCCGAAUCUGAUGAUCACUUCUCUGAUGCACAGUCCGUUCCUCGCAGCCCUAGCGCCUCUCCCAUACCUAAGCUCCGGGUCGAGAAGGUCAGCCAUGAGCCGUCCUAUGGCGAAGUUCCGGGUACCGAGGCGUAUAAGAUGAGAGAGGAGGACGCAGAGCCAGACGAGAUUGCUGUUGUGCCCGAAGAGAAGAAGUCAUCCGACGGCGAGGAUGAGGCAGGGGACAUCAAGUCGCCCGCGACUCCUGGCGGUCACCCAAUCCCCAAGACAGUGGUGGAGGAGAGCUCUGGCAACUCAGUGGCACAGUCCCACCCUGAAGUCAAACACAAGGGAGACGCAUCACCGGAUGUACUGAUCAAGUCGCCGGUCGAGCAGGAAGGCACUGUUGAGCCAAUAUCACCCGCGUUGUCCUCGCCGCAAUCUGUUCGAUCAAGACGAAAAUCCUCUAUUGCCAAGAAGGAGGUGGAAGGCGCUGAUGAUGGUGACGAUGAGUUUGGGGAUGAUUUCGACGAUUUCGAGGAGGGUGACGAGGAGGCGGAGUUCGAUGACUUCGACGAUGGGUUCCAAGAGCCCGUGACACCCGCUGCCCCUGUCCCAUCAUCAGCGCCGGCUAUACAGCCAUUAUCAUUUUCAAUACCCGACUUCGAUGGGCUGGACCCGGACGAUAUUGUCAGAACGACGGAGCCCUAUCUCGACGCUCUCUUCCCCACCACAGCAGGCGAUGACAUGCCACCAACACCCACAGUAUCUUCAAAAGACAAUCCCAUAUUCCUCACCCAGCGCUCCGCCUCGCUCUGGUCUCAACUGGUCGCCCCACCGCCCCUCCAGCCGCCGGACUGGAUCCGUUCUCGCAUCCGCCGGCUCUUCCUCGUUUCCCUUGGCGUGCCCGUCGACCUAGACGAGAUUCUGCCCGCAUCAAAGCAGAAGAAACUCGUGCUCCCGUCCAUGAACUCCCCGCGCACGUCCACCGACUCCCGACGAUCUGGCUCACGCGCCCCCUCGCGGUUGAAAUCGCCGCAGCCGGGACAGGAGAGUGUUCCGGACGGGCCGGUAUCGUCCAAACCGAGAGGCCCGCCACCCCCACCCGAGUUUGACCUCGUCGCCGCGCGGCAGCUGUGCACGACCACAGAUGAGGCGCUAGACGGCAUGACGGACGGUGAGCUGAAGGAGCACAUCGGCCGGCUGGAGGGGCUGGAGGGCACCGCCAUGGCGGUGCUGGAGUACUGGAAGGAUAGGACCGAUGAGCAGAUCAAGGAAAGAGAGGCAUUCGAGGGUGUCAUCGAGAACCUGGUCAAACACGCGCGGAAGACGAGGAAGUGAAAAUAAGAUUGUAGACGCUCAGAGGGCCUCCUUUGACAAGUAAAGAGGCCCCAAGCUCGGAAGGACCAUGAAUAUUGGGAGAGCCUUGCGCCUCGUGCACAGAAAUUGCUAGCUAGCUUACCACAAUGAAUCUUGGAAGCCGAUCACCAAAGUCUACCGUCCUCCCCGCGUCUACGUAGUGGUACAUCAUCGGUAGGAUAAACAUGAGGACUCUGCCUUCCUCUCAAUCAACGUUGUGGAAGGAAACUUAGUGUGCACAUGUCCUGACUUUACAAGGAACCCGAAUCCAUGACAGAAAUGGCCUAUACCACGACCAAACACUCUUGUCUCACACAAAAUGUGCUCACCACGGAAACACGUCGGCGAAGCGGAAAUUUUGUACUGUGACUGA